This is a messenger RNA of Haliotis rubra (blacklip abalone), 2856 nucleotides long. RefSeq names its product F-actin-capping protein subunit beta. Gene Ontology annotation, molecular function: actin filament binding. Lineage: Eukaryota; Metazoa; Mollusca; Gastropoda; Lepetellida; Haliotidae. Bases 149 to 970 code for a protein of 273 amino acids. The record is from RefSeq and is a predicted model, not a curated record. Gene Ontology annotation, biological process: regulation of lamellipodium assembly; negative regulation of filopodium assembly; barbed-end actin filament capping. The transcript has 8 exons. Gene Ontology annotation, cellular component: F-actin capping protein complex; cytoplasm.
AUAGUAUACGGAGACGCCCGAAGCAUUCCAGGGGAAUCCCGAACAGAAAUGCCCGGAUAUUGACGCCAUUUUGGAGGUAGUGCGGAGCUGUCCAUUGCUUCCUGAUUCGUAACGGGUUUGCAAGUCUACCUUCACAUACAGCUCAACAAUGACGGAGCAACAACUUGAUUGUGCAUUAGAUUUGAUGCGCAGACUUCCACCACAACAGAUAGAAAAGAACCUCAGCGAGCUCAUAGAUUUGGUGCCAGCUUUGUGUGAGGACCUCCUCUCUUCUGUGGACCAGCCCUUAAAGAUUGCCAGAGAUAAGACACUGGGAAAGGACUUCUUGCUGUGUGACUACAACCGUGAUGGGGACUCCUACAGAUCUCCAUGGAGCAACACAUACGACCCGCCCCUUGAUGAUGGCACCAUGCCUUCAGACAGGCUACGGAAGCUGGAGAUAGAAGCUAACAAUGCUUUUGACCAAUUUAGAGAAAUGUACUUCGAGGGUGGAGUUUCUUCAGUGUAUCUAUGGGACCUGGACCAUGGUUUUGCAGGCGUGGUUCUUAUCAAGAAAGCUGGUGAUGGAUCCAAGAAAAUUAAGGGCUGCUGGGAUUCCAUCCACGUCAUAGAAGUUCAGGAAAAAUCCAGUGGAAAAAGUGCCCAUUAUAAACUAACAUCCACCGUGAUGUUGUGGCUACAAACAAACAAGGAGAGCUCAGGGACCAUGAAUCUUGGUGGAAGCCUCACCAGGCAGGUAGAACAAGACGCCUCGGUUAGCGAUGCAUCACCACAUAUUGUCAACAUUGGUAGAUUAGUCGAGGAUAUGGAGAACAAGAUUAGAAACACAUUGAAUGAAAUUUAUUUCGGAAAAACAAGGGACAUUGUGAAUGGUGUUCGAUCUAUUAUGCCAAUUCCAGACCAGGGACAACAGGAGGCAUUAAAGAACGAUUUGAUGGCGGCAUUGUCGAAGAGGCCACAAGCCCAGUGAUAGAGGCGUCUUUCAGUGUAUGUGUGACAAAUCUAACCCUGACCUGGCCCACGCUGGGACUCUCACUUCGACACACUUCGACACACUUGCCACAGACAAAAUAACCAUUCAUAAAGUUUUCUCAACUUUCAUAAAUCUUGGCUUUUGAAGAGGGUGCAAUCGUGUUCUUUCUGUAAAUGAAAUUUGAUAAGUUUUUCUUUCUGUACAAAGAUUUUUAUGUUUGAAAGUUGUGCAUAAGAUGUAUGCAGUUAAUUGUGCAUAAAAUGUUUGCAGUUAAUUGUGAAUUAUGCUUUCAUGUAUGAUCAGUUUGUUUGUUAAUUCUUUAUUUAUUUUUGAAAGAUUUAAAGUGUGCCAAGUACAGUUUCAGAGAAAGAAGUUUACGAAAAAUGUAAAUGUGUAAGAUACUAUGGUGUAAUUUGUAUAGAACAACAACAUAUUUAUUAUUUAAUCAUUGUAGGUCUUCUAAAGUGCAAUAUUUUACUGUUGCAAAAUAUUUUUGGAAUACAGGUACUUAGUACUGUCUGCCAUUACAAUGUGCAAGUUUUGGAAAAACACUUGAGAGCCCAACCUAGGUACAAGGUUCAGUCUGGUAUACUUAAAAUAACACAUUGUUUAUACUGCACCUAAUUUUGUAAAUAUUCAAUGGUAGAUAUCAGGAGCAAUGAUUUCAGUGCUGAAGAGCUUUUUGCACAUUGGUUGGUCAAAGGGAGAUAAUUGGUAUUGACAAGGAGUAAGGAAUAUUGAAGAAUCAUUUGAAGUUCAAACCAUCAUUCCAUCGGGAAUUGUUUUUUCUUCUUUUUUUGUGUAAAUUUGAGCAGAACAUAAACAAAUCACGUAUUUACGUUCACGUCACGUCAUUUGCAUCUUGCACAGAAAAUAUCCAUUUUAUUCUGUUUAAUUAAUAAGAAAAAUAGUAGAUUCCAUUAACUGUAUAUGGUGGAAUCGGUCAUACUGUUGACCGAAGGAUACGAGUGAUAAGGAUGAAAGUAUAGGAGUGAUAACUGUUAAAGUCAGCAUUUUGUCUUCAAGAAUGACAGUAUUAUUCAAAUACCUUAUAUCCGUAACACAAAAGUUACUGCUUCUGCAUACCCUGCUGAGAUAAUAAGAUCAGAUAGUCUGAGAUCAAUGUAACCACAUACUUUCUUGGCAUAUCUUGUCCGAUGGCACCACUCAGCCAAUAUGUGUUCUUAUCUUUCUUACAUGAAUACUGACCAAUCAUGUUAUAGGAUUUAUAUCAGUUUGCGGGAUCACUCGUGAGAAUGUAAAUUGUGCUAUUAACCUGUUCGACAGUUAAUGCAGGUUUUCAACACGUACUCGCUGGACAACGUGCAUCCCAAAACUGAUUAAAUGUACCAGUUCAAUUUCUAAUUUUAUGUUAUGGGUGCUCAGCAUGUCUGCAUUUCCAGAUUCAAACAAUUUACGUUUUUACAAAGACUGGUUCAUUCCAUUGCACUUGAUUCAUGAUUUUUCAGUUCAAGUGGUAUUGCCACAAUCCUUCUUGACCCAUUAAAGAUACAUAAAAGUUAUUCACUCUCUGCAACACUGUCCCUUCAAAAAUCUUCCCAAUCUCUAUUACAGAACAAAAGUGAAUUUUCUAACCUAGCCCAAAAGUGCAGUGGUUUUUUAAUUCAGUUAACAAUUUUUAUGAGAUUGAAAUCUUCCCUUCUUGCAUCAAAAUGUUGUGUGGCCUCUUCAAUGCCCAGUCUCACACAGAACAAUGUAUGUAUUGGUUCUUGAUUAUCUGAAUUAUUAUGGAAUAUGUAAAUUUUUUAUUAUGUUAGAAAUUAACAUAAAUGAAAGAAAUGCUCCUGUAGGUAAAUGCUAUUUUAGCUGCUACUUGAAAAUUUCAUAGCUUCAUAACUGAAUAAAUGCAUAUACCAUUUUCA